AUGGUAGUCAUAAAACCAAUCAGCGAUGCACAAAUGGGAGGCAAUGUAAUAAAAUUUACAGUACGCAUGCCGAUUGCAUUCAAGGUUAUUGCUGUAGAUACGGUAUUGACGAACAUGUUGAUGCGCCACCAAAUAUGUCUGGUGAAUUACAACCUCAUUUUCGGUCAAUGUCCAAACGGACAAAUAUCGCAAGUACGAUGCAGUGCUCAGGGUCAGUGUGAUCAAGACCAAAUCUGUCUAAAUGGAUUGUGCUGUACAAGAACGGAAUUUGAUUAUCGAUAUCCAUGUGGAGGAAUUACAGCAUUAGGGAAUUGCACUAACAAGAAUUGCACAGGUGGGCUUAGUUGUACUGCUUCUGGUUUCUGCUGCGAAUGUCCUGUUGGUUUGAGUGGAGGAGAAUGCAAAAAGGGUAACUGCCCUAGUGGAUUUAAAUGCAUGGAAAAUGGAUACUGCUGUACGACAUGCCCAAAUGACGCAACGCCAUACGGUGCAUGCCGCAACGGUGUCUGUGGCGGAAGUACAAUGUGUUUUGCAGGAAAUAUUUGCUGUUAA
Molecule: messenger RNA, 552 nt
Organism: Thelazia callipaeda (thelaziosis nematode)
Lineage: Eukaryota; Metazoa; Nematoda; Chromadorea; Rhabditida; Thelaziidae
Source: the annotation of a GenBank genome assembly